Molecule: messenger RNA, 1851 nt
Organism: Carica papaya (papaya)
Lineage: Eukaryota; Viridiplantae; Streptophyta; Magnoliopsida; Brassicales; Caricaceae
Source: RefSeq, a predicted model, not a curated record
UUCUUCCUGUCAUCUUUAAAAAUAAAUAAUAAAAGAGUUUCUUUUUAUUUAUAUAUAUAUUUUUAUUAUUUUGUAAUUAUUAUUUCUGGGUCUGUUUUCUUCUCCCAAAACAUCACCACUUCCAGCUCACCCGCUUAGAUCGGAUCCACUUCUUCCCCAAACCUUUAAUUUCUUUCUUUCUUCUUAUUCUUCUUCUUCUUCUUCCUUCUCUCGGUAUCCCCAUCUCUCAAAAACUCCACUUCGAUCAUCCCUAGUCAAAAAUCUUCAUCAAAACCAACAUUCAAAUAAAAAAUUCCCGCAUUUGCAUAACCAAUUCGGUUUUUCUCUUGUCCAACGCAAACUCGUUUAGAAAAACUUCAAAACAAAGCCAUUGCAUGUGGGUUUCUGCUUCAUAAUGUCUCUGAAACUUGGUUGUUUCAAUUACGGUGAAGGGGGAGAAAGAAGGGGAGAGAAAAAGUGAGAGGGAGAGACACAGGGAAAAACUUAAACCUGGAUGGGAAAUGUAACGUCGAGUGUGGCCGCGAAGUUCGCUUUCUUUCCGCCGGACCCGCCGACGUACGAUGUAUGCAGAGAAGAAGAAGGGAGGCUGGUAUUUUCCGGAGUGACGGCAGACAAAAACAUGGACGUUCAUUUGCUAGACACCAGAGGUGGCAACAAGGUUGUCGCAACUUUUUGGAAGCACCCUUUUGCGAGAUUCACCCUCUUGUAUUCUCAUGGCAAUGCGGCUGAUUUAGGCCAGAUGGUUGAGCUCUUCAUUGAGCUCAGAGCUCAUCUCCGUGUCAACAUCAUGAGUUAUGAUUAUUCGGGUUAUGGAGCAUCUACCGGUAAGCCAUCGGAGUUCAACACGUACUACGACAUAGAGGCUGUGUACAAUUGCUUGAAGAGAGAAUAUGGAAUUAAACAGGAGGAGUUGAUUUUAUAUGGCCAAUCUGUUGGAAGUGGACCCACGUUACACCUUGCUUCUCGUUUACAGAGGCUACGAGGAGUUGUUCUUCAUAGUGCCAUCCUUUCCGGAAUAAGGGUCUUGUAUCCAGUCAAGAUGACAUUUUGGUUUGAUAUUUUCAAAAAUAUAGACAAAAUUCGGCAUGUCAACUGUCCAGUUCUUGUUAUACAUGGUACAGCCGAUGACAUUGUAGACUGGUCACACGGGAAACGCCUGUGGGAACUUUCAAAAGAAAAGUAUGACCCUUUAUGGGUCAAGGGUGGAGGUCAUUGCAACCUUGAAACUUAUCCCGAGUACAUCAAACACUUGCGCAAGUUCAUAAACGCGAUGGAGAAGCUUUCUCUCACCAAUCCAUCAAAACAACUUACUUCUAAGCCGAGUUUUACAGAAUUUAGACACAACAAGUGCUUGAGAUUUGGAAAAAAAGUUGCUGGCCAAGAUAAGAUAGUAGUGAAUCAAAACAGGUAGUUUGUUUGUUGCUGUGAUGAGAUUGACUCCGAGUAUACAGACCUGUUCACAUGCUUUCAGAGCUUUCACGGUUCCGGUCAUUAGCAGCCAAGCUUUUGUCAGGUUUGGUAAAUGCUUCUCCAGAUUGUGAACUGAUCGGGAACCGGUUUAAAACUUUAUAAUCUGUUUGAUCCAGAUCCUGGUUGGGUAACCAUUUUUGAGGUAGCGAGCUCAUGUAAUGUACUUUUUUUUUUUUUCUUACCUCGGGUCGAGAUGCGAUUCAUCAGAAAGUUGAUUGCAAAUAUGGUUGUUGAUCUAGCAUUGAUGUAUAAUUUAGCAAGGUUGGUCUGAUGUAAAAAAAAAAAAAAAAAAAUCCUGUAAUCACCAUUAUCAGAAAGGAAGAGAAUACUAGUGUAAUAUCUGAGUUAAGUUUCUUCCAAAUUGACAUUCAAGUUUUGAUA